CUCUGUCCUCUUCCCCCUCCGCCGCGCUCCUGCCCCACCAUGUCCCCACCCUCGCCUCUGCUCCUACCAGAUCCUGGGGUCGGUCAAGUCUUCCGGCUUCUCUGAGACUUGGGGUCCUCACCACUGCAAAAGGGACGGCUAAACCUUCCUGGCGGAUUAUGAUUAGCCGCGAGGACGGGGAAGGAGCAUCCAGGGAGGUUGUCCGUCUGCCUUUCUGCAGGUGCUGGUGAGCACAUGUGUGUUUCAUGCCCCGUGGCGUUUGCUCAACUUGGGUGACAUGCGCAUGCACAUGGCCGGCUCCGCCUCAGGUCUGCAUGUGGCAGCGGCACAUGUUCCUGCUACUGAGUCACGUCUACGCAUCCCGAUCACCUUCACCUGGAGCACCUUCUCUGUGUCCUCUGUGGCCAGGCCCCUUCUUGAAGCUCCAGGAGCUGCCAGGUCUUGAAGGAGUCCCUAUGCCCUGGGAGCGUCGGAGCUGGCAGUAGGUGGCCAGUGGGAACUGGAGCAGCUCAGAUCCCAGUCUGGCGGGGGGAAGGAGACCCUGGCAGGCAUCUGCAUCCUGCCCCGAGGACUUCAAACAUGCUCAGCAGUCUGUCACUAAGAAACAGACCCAAGGCCCCUCUCCACCUUCUUCUCUUCACAGCCCUGGAGAGGCUGCUGCUCUGAGUCUUUUUCCAGCUCCUCGUUACCUCUCCACCCUCCAUGAGGCACCACUGCCUCGUGGGAGAGACGGGUACAGCACGAAGAGCUCGUACAGCUGCUCUAUGUCCGCUGUGCAUGGAUACAGCCGCGUGAAAUCACACUUAGGACGCCACCAAGGGCCCCCCCAGCCUGGUACCCCUUGCACGGAUUGGUCAGGUAGCGAGUUGUGCCUUGGAAGGAAGGAAGCCUCUAUCUGGGGCUCUAGCCUCUGCACUCCGGAAUACCAAGACUGGUCUUGGCUCUGAGCCUCAGACUGGAGGCCUCAUCUUGGGGACAAAUGGAGCUGCCAAUUCCCACAAACCUGCUCCCCCUGCCACAGCUUCCCUUCUCCCGUGAUGUGACCGUGUGCCCAAGCUUCGGAGUGGAGUUGUGCCUGUCCAGCCAGGAUGAUGCUCUGUGGGACCUUCCUGGAAAAUGAGUUCCGGGGUGAGCUGCUGAGUCAGAGGUGGACACAAGAAGACAAAACAAGCAACUGCAAGACCUCGAGGCUCCUUCUGGGCAGACGCAGCAAGAUGAGCUUAGAACAUGAGGAUAAGCGGGCUCGUACGCGAUCCAAGGCCCUCCGAGUGCCCCCAGAGCCCACAGGUGCCGACCUCAGCUGCCCCACCCCGGGAUGCACCGGCUCAGGACACAUCCGGGGCAAGUACUCCAGGCACCGCAGUUUGCAGAGUUGCCCUCUGGCCAAGAAGAGGAAGCUGGAGGGUGCCCAGCCCGAGCACCUGGUGUCCAAGCGGAAGUCCCACCCCCUGAAGCUGGCUCUGGACGAGAGCUACAGUGUGGACACCGAUGGCAGUGAGGAUGCCGAGGUGAAGGACGCCUCUGUUUCGGAUGAAUCGGAAGGAACUCUGGAGGAGGACGAGGCUGAAAUGUCAGGACAGGAGGAGAUUCAUCGUUCUGAACCAGCUGAAGGAAGGAGCCCUGUCAAGUCUCACUUUGGAUCCAACCCCAUCAGCAGCCCCACGGGCUCCACCAAGGGCAGCUACAGCAGUUAUCAGGAAAUCAUCGCCACUUCUCUCCUAAAUUUGGGCCAAAUUGCUGUAGAGACCCUAGUUGGGGAGGACUUGGGUCAGGUGGCCAAGCCGGGCCCUGGUGUUGUGCACCUGGUGCAGGAGGAGGCUGAAGAAGGGGCCACCAGUGAUGAGGGGGAGAAGGACGUGUUCAUCCAGCCAGAGGAUACAGAAGAAGUCAUGGAAGUCACCAGGGAGCACUCCCAGGAGCUGGGUCCCCAGUCUGGGGAGGGCAUGGUCAGCGAGGAGUCAAGCAAGAUGAAAGUUGACUUGGGUAAUGAAGAAGAGGAGGAGGAAGACGAGGUGGAGGAAGAGGAGGAGGAGGAGGAGGAGGAGGAGGAGGAAGAGGAUGAGGAGGAGGAGGAAGAGGAGGAGGAGGAGGUGGAGGAGGUGGAGGAGGAAGAGGAGGAGGAAGAGGAGGUAUCUACUUCCGAUGUAAUCUGCCAGGAGGAUGCUCCCCAUGCUCCCACCCAGAAGGCCCCAGAACCCCGGCACCCAGCAUCUUCCAGCCCCAAGCCUGAGUACUCUGUCAUAGUGGAGGUGCGCUCAGAUGACGGCAAGGAUGAAGACUCGCACUCCCAGAAGUCUGCAGUCACGGAUGAGUCAGAGAUGUAUGACAUGAUGACACGUGGAAACCUGGGCCUUCUGGAGCAGGCUAUUGCCCUGAAGGCUGAGCAGGUGCAAGCUGUCUGUGAGCCAGGCUGCCCACCCACCGAGCAGGGCCAGCUGGGCCCUGGUGAGCCAGGGAAGGUGGUGAGGCCCCUGGAUGCUGCACGGAAGAACUACUGCAGCAAAGAUCCCUCUAGAGCUGAGAAACGCGAGAUCAAGUGUCCAACACCAGGCUGUGAUGGCACUGGCCAUGUGACAGGGUUGUAUCCUCACCACCGAAGCCUAUCUGGUUGCCCCCACAAGGACAGGAUCCCCCCGGAGAUCUUGGCUAUGCACGAGAAUGUGCUCAAGUGCCCUACUCCUGGCUGUACAGGCCAAGGCCACGUGAAUAGCAACCGAAACACGCAUAGAAGUUUGUCUGGAUGCCCCAUUGCUGCUGCUGAAAAAUUAGCCAAAUCUCAUGAGAAGCAACAGCCGCAAGCGGGAGAUCCUUCCAAGAAUAGCUCCAACUCAGAUCGGAUCCUCAGGCCCAUGUGCUUUGUGAAGCAGCUUGAAGUCCCUCCGUAUGGAAGCUACCGGCCCAGUGUGGCCCCUGCCACACCCAGGGCCAACUUGGCCAAGGAGCUGGAGAAGUUCUCCAAGGUCACCUUUGACUACGCAAGUUUUGACGCUCAGGUUUUUGGCAAACGCAUGCUUGCCCCAAAGAUUCAGACCAGCGAAACCUCACCUAAAGCCUUUAAAUCCAAACCUUUCCCAAAGGCCUCUUCCCCCAGGCACAGCCCCAGCACUUCAUCCUCUUCUGCAGGCUUCGACUACGCGCAUGAUGCCGAGGCUGCGCACAUGGCUGCCACAGCCAUUCUGAACCUCUCCACACGCUGCUGGGAGAUGCCUGAGAACCUCAGCACGAAGCCACAGGACUUGCCCAGCAAGGCUCCAGACAUUGAGGUGGAUGAAAACGGAACUCUGGACUUGAGCAUGCACAAACACCGCAAGCGAGAAAAUGCUUUCCCCAGCAGCAGCAGUAGCAGCAGCAGCCCUGGUGUGAAGUCUCCUGAUGCUUCCCAGCGUCACAGCAGCACCAGUGCCCCAAGCAGCUCCAUGACCUCGCCCCCAUCCAGCCAGGCUUCCCGCCAGGAUGAGUGGGAUCGACCUCUGGACUAUACCAAACCCAGCCGCCAGCGAGAGGAGGAACCCGAGGAGUCAGAGCCAGCAGCCCAUUCUUUUGCUUCUUCUGAAGCAGAUGACCAGGAAGUGUCGGAAGAGAGUUUUGAGGAGCGCAAGUAUCCUGGGGACGUUACCCUGACCAACUUUAAGAUGAAGUUUCUCUCCAAGGACAUAAAGAAGGAGCUACUCACCUGCCCCACCCCUGGCUGUGACGGCAGCGGCCACAUCACCGGGAACUAUGCCUCUCACCGCAGCCUCUCUGGUUGCCCUCUUGCUGACAAGAGCCUCAGAAACCUCAUGGCUGCCCAUUCUGCUGACCUCAAGUGCCCCACACCCGGCUGUGACGGCUCUGGCCACAUUACAGGGAACUACGCAUCACACCGAAGCUUGUCAGGCUGCCCUCGUGCCAAGAAAAGUGGAGCCAGGGUGACCCCCACAAAGGAUGACAAGGAAGACCCUGAGCUGAUGAAGUGCCCUGUGCCAGGCUGUGUGGGGCUCGGUCACAUCAGCGGCAAAUAUGCCUCACACAGAAGUGCAUCUGGCUGUCCACUGGCCGCUCGGAGGCAGAAAGAGGGUUCCCUUAAUGGCUCGCCAUUCUCCUGGAAAUCACUGAAGAACGAGGGGCCCACUUGCCCCACUCCAGGCUGUGAUGGCUCCGGUCAUGCCAACGGUAGCUUCCUCACCCACCGGAGCUUAUCUGGCUGUCCCAGAGCAACCUUUGCUGGAAAGAAGGGAAAAGUCUCAGGGGAUGAGGUUCUCAGCACGAAGUUCAAGACGAGUGAUGUACUGGAGAACGAUGAAGAGAUCAAGCAGCUGAACCAGGAGAUUCGCGACCUGAACGAGUCCAACUCGGAGAUGGAAGCCGCCAUGGUGCAGCUGCAGUCCCAGAUCUCCUCCAUGGAGAAGAGCCUGAAGAACAUCGAAGAGGAGAAUAAGCUCAUUGAGGAGCAGAAUGAAGCCCUGUUUCUGGAGCUGUCGGGCCUGAGCCAGGCCCUCAUCCAAAGUCUCGCCAACAUCCGCCUUCCGCACAUGGAGCCAAUAUGUGAGCAGAAUUUUGAUGCCUACGUGAGCACCCUCACAGACAUGUACUCCAACCAGGAGUGCUACCAGAACCCCGAGAACAAGGACCUCCUGGAGAGCAUCAAGCGGGCUGUGAGGGGCAUCCAGGUCUAGACCCCAUCACUCCAGAAGCCACCCCGCCAAUCGGGACGUCCGGGGCAGCCCAACUUGGCUCCGUCGUUUACCUCCCUUGCUCUGCCCCCACAGUGGGGAGUCCCAAUUCACAGUGACUUCUAGUUGGCAGCCCAGGGAGGCCUCAGGUGGGCUUAUCCACAGGGGUGCCUGGAAAUCAGUGUCUUUCUUGUUGCACUUGCCAGGCUGGAGGCCUCGACCUCCCCACAGGAGUGCAGGGCAGGGCAUGAAGUAUUACAAAGUGAUUUAUUUUUGUUUUUGAAAGAAAUCUGAAGAGCAGCUCAAAGUCUCCAGUGAAAGCUCAUGGACAAGGUUCUCAGGGAAGUUUUGGAGUUUGCAACCACAGUAUUCCUUUGUCU
Molecule: messenger RNA, 5032 nt
Organism: Suricata suricatta (meerkat)
Lineage: Eukaryota; Metazoa; Chordata; Mammalia; Carnivora; Herpestidae
Gene: MYT1
Product: myelin transcription factor 1
Exons: 31
Coding region: 1089-4655 (1188 amino acids)
Biological process (GO): regulation of transcription by RNA polymerase II
Cellular component (GO): nucleus
Molecular function (GO): RNA polymerase II cis-regulatory region sequence-specific DNA binding; DNA-binding transcription factor activity, RNA polymerase II-specific; zinc ion binding
Source: RefSeq, a predicted model, not a curated record